AUGGCCAUCCUAAGGCUGUAUGCGUGGGCCAUGAGGAGCUUGGCCCUGGGAUACGGUGGGCUCCACCUCUGGCCUCAGCUGCGGGUGCUCUGGCCCUCUUCGUCCCACCCCAUCCUGACCGUGGCUAGCGCGACUUCCUCCAUGUCCCUCCGGACCCUCUCUUUGCAGAUGCUGAGCCUGCUGGGUCUGUGUCUGACUGUCUUCUUGGUGGGGGGCUCCACAGCUGGAUCCCCAGCACCUGUCACCAAGGAUGCGCUGGUGGGCAUCGUGGGGGGACAGAGUGCCCCUCAGGGGAGGUGGCCGUGGCAGGUCAGCCUGAGAAUCUAUAGCUACAACUCGGCCUCCUGGGUGCACAUCUGCGGGGGCUCAAUCAUUCACCCCCAGUGGGUGUUGACAGCUGCCCAUUGCGUCCGCAAGAAAGAUUCCGACCCGUCAGCCUAUCGGAUCCACGCUGGGGACGUGUACCUGUACGAGAGCCAGAAGCUGUGGGACGUCAGCCAGGUCAUCGUCCACCAGGACUACAUCCGUGCUAAUCUUGGUUCUGAUGUGGCGCUGCUCCGGCUGGAAGAGCCUGUGCAUCUCUCUGCUAACGUCAAGCCUGUCAAGCUGCCCUCUGUAUCUCUGAAGGUUACCUCCAGGAACCAGUGCUGGGUGACCGGCUGGGGCACAAUCAGCAUGUUUGCAUCGCUGCCCCCACCCUACCUCCUGCAGCAGGUGCAGGUGCCCAUAGUGGACAACGACCUCUGUGAGGAGCUGUACCACAACGCCUCCAGCCAUCAGUACCAGGGCCAGAGGCUCAUCCUGAAUGACAUGCUGUGUGCAGGCAGCGAGGGCAGAGACUCUUGCAGGGGCGACUCAGGUGGCCCCCUGGUGUGCAGGGUGUCGGGCUCCUGGAGCCUGGUGGGAGUGGUCAGCUGGGGCUUUGGCUGUGCCGAGAAAAACAUCCCUGGGGUCUAUGCACGUGUGCAGACCUACGUGCCCUGGAUCACACGGCAGAUACAGAAGUUCUCCUGA
Jaculus jaculus (lesser Egyptian jerboa) is the source of this 1014-nucleotide messenger RNA. RefSeq names its product serine protease 29-like. Gene Ontology annotation, biological process: proteolysis. The record is from RefSeq and is a predicted model, not a curated record. Bases 1 to 1014 code for a protein of 337 amino acids. The transcript has 6 exons. Lineage: Eukaryota; Metazoa; Chordata; Mammalia; Rodentia; Dipodidae. Gene Ontology annotation, molecular function: serine-type endopeptidase activity.